UGGAGGGCCGGCCGGGGCGGGGCGGCACCAGCACCCGUGUGCCAGGUGCUCCGAGCGAGUGUGGGAUGGGAGGAGGAUUAUGUCACUCCUUCGAAGGAUGAAUUGAACGAGCUUCCUCCCGUGUCGGACUGACAGCACCACCCAGGAGCCCAGAGCAUAUAAAGCAGCGGCUGCCGCUGGGCGGCCAGUGCGGUGCCGACCCGGCUCGUGUGCUGCGAGGGCUGAGUCUCCGGCUCGCCGCAGACCCCGUCCUCGGCCUCGGCCCCCGCCUCCAGCCUCACCACAGCUGCCUCGCGGGCCACGGCUCGGCUGCGGACGGCAGCAUGACCUGGAUGCUGGUGCUGCUUGCCCUCUGGGUCUCGUGUAGUGCUCAAGCCGAUGCCCAGGACGAGGACAUGGCCUUCGACCUUUUCAGCAUCAGCAACAUCAACCGGAAGACCAUCGGGGCCAAGCAGUUCCGGGGGCCAGACCCCAGUGUGCCUGCCUAUCGCUUCGUCCGCUUUGACUACAUCCCACCAGUGAACGCAGAUUACCUCAGCAAAAUUGCCAAAAUCAUGCGGCAAAAGGAGGGGUUCUUCCUCACGGCCAGCCUGAAGCAGGACCCCAAGUCCCGGGGCACGCUCCUGGCUCUGGAGGGCCCCGGCGCCUCCCAGAGGCAAUUCGAAAUCGUCUCCAAUGGCCCAGCAGACACGCUGGACCUUACCUACUGGACAGAUGGUACCCAGCACGUCAUCUCCCUGGAGGACGUGGGCCUGGCUGACUCCCAGUGGAAGAACAUCACCGUGCAGGUGACCGGGGAGACCUAUAGCUUGUAUGUGGGCUGUGACCUGAUUGACAGCUUCACGCUGGAUGAGCCGUUCUACGAGCAGCUGCGGACAGAGAAGAGCCGGAUGUAUGUGGCCAAGGGCUCUGCGCGAGAAAGUCACUUCCGGGGCUUGCUGCAGAACGUCUACUUAUUGUUCGAGAAUUCAGCGGAAGACGUUCUGAGCCGGAAGGGCUGUCAGCAAAGUCAGGGAGUUGAAGCCAAUGCCAUCAGUGAGACCACAGAGACGCUGCACCUGAGCCCUCAGGUGGCGCCCGAGUACGCGGGCCCCGGCGCGCCCAGGAAGCCGGAGGUGUGCGAGCGUUCCUGUGAGGAGCUGGGCACCAUGAUGGCCGAGCUGGCGGGGCUGCACGUCAUCGUCAACGAGCUACACGAGAACCUGCGGAAGGUGUCCAACGACAACCAGUUCCUCUGGGAGCUCAUCGGCGGCCCGCCCAAGACGAGGAACAUGUCCUCUUGCUGGCAGGACGGCCGGUUCUUCGCAGAGAAUGAGACGUGGGUGGUGGACAGUUGCACCAAGUGCACCUGCAAGAAAUUUAAAACCGUUUGCCACCAAAUCACUUGUCCCCCAGCGACCUGCGCCAACCCAUCCUUUGUGGAAGGAGAAUGCUGCCCAUCCUGCUCCCACUCGCUGGAUGGCGAGGAAGGCUGGUCCCCCUGGGCAGAGUGGACGGAGUGCUCCACCACCUGUGGCUCAGGCACCCAGCAGAGAGGGCGGUCCUGUGACGUCACCAGCAACACCUGCCUGGGGCCGUCCAUCCAGACGCGGGCGUGCAGCCUGGGCAAGUGUGACAAUCGCAUCCGGCAGAACGGGGGCUGGAGCCACUGGUCACCUUGGUCGUCCUGCUCAGUGACCUGCGGCAUCGGCAACAUCACGCGAAUCCGUCUCUGCAACUCGCCCGUCCCCCAGAUGGGCGGCAAGCAGUGCAAAGGGAGCGGCCGCGAGACCAAGGGCUGCCGGGGCGUCCCGUGUCCGAUCGACGGCCGGUGGAGCCCGUGGUCGCCGUGGUCAGCCUGCACUGUCACCUGUGCCGGCGGGAUCCGGGAGCGGACACGGGUUUGCAACAGCCCCGAGCCGCAGCACGGGGGCAAGGACUGCGCGGGGGACGUGAGGGAGCAUCAGAUGUGCAACAGGAGGAGCUGCCCCAUAGAUGGCUGCUUGUCCAACCCCUGCUUCCCGGGAGCCCAGUGCAACAGCUUCCCUGACGGCUCCUGGUCCUGUGGCUCCUGCCCCAUGGGCUUCCUAGGCAACGGCACUCACUGUGAGGACCUGGAUGAGUGUGCUGUGGUCACCGAUGUCUGCUUCACCACGAGCAAAGCCCACCGCUGCGUCAACACCAACCCCGGCUUCCACUGCCUGCCGUGCCCCCCUCGCUACAAAGGGACCCAGCCCUUCGGCGUCGGCCUGGAGGCAGCCAGGACCGAGAAGCAGGUGUGUGAGCCCGAGAACCCAUGCACGGACAAGACUCACGCCUGCCACCGGCACGCGGAGUGUGUCUACCUGGGGCAUUUCAGCGACCCCAUGUACAAGUGUGAGUGCCAGACGGGCUACGCGGGUGAUGGGCUCAUCUGCGGGGAGGACUCGGACCUGGACGGCUGGCCCAACAAGAACCUGGUCUGCGCCACCAACGCCACGUACCACUGCAUCAAGGACAACUGCCCGCUGCUGCCCAAUUCCGGCCAGGAAGACUUUGACAAGGACGGCACCGGGGACGCCUGUGACGAUGAUGACGACAAUGAUGGCGUGGACGAUGAGAAGGACAACUGCCAGCUCCUCUUCAACCCCCGCCAGUUCGACUACGACAAGGACGAGGUUGGGGACCGCUGUGACAACUGUCCAUACGUGCACAACCCUGCACAGAUCGACACGGACAACAAUGGCGAAGGGGAUGCGUGCUCCGUGGACAUUGAUGGGGACGACGUCUUCAACGAGCGGGACAACUGUCCCUACGUGUACAACACUGACCAGAGAGACACGGACGGGGACGGCGUGGGCGAUCACUGUGACAACUGCCCCCUGGUGCACAACCCCGACCAGACCGAUGUGGACAAUGACCUUGUGGGAGACCAGUGUGACAACAAUGAGGACAUCGAUGAGGACGGCCACCAGAACAAUCAGGACAACUGCCCCUCCAUCUCCAACGCCAACCAGGCCGACCAUGACCACGAUGGCCAGGGCGACGCCUGUGACUCAGACGAUGACAACGACGGGGUCCCCGACGACAGGGACAACUGUCGGCUGGUGUCCAACCCGGACCAGGAGGACUCGGACGGUGAUGGGCGCGGGGAUGCUUGCAAGGACGACUUUGACAACGACAGCAUCCCAGACAUCGAUGACGUGUGCCCUGAAAACAGUGCCAUCAGCGAAACUGACUUCAGGAACUUCCAGAUGGUCCAUCUGGACCCCAAGGGCACCACUCAGAUCGACCCCAACUGGGUCAUUCGCCAUCAAGGGAAGGAGCUGGUGCAGACGGCCAAUUCGGACCCUGGCAUCGCGGUCGGGUUUGAUGAGUUUGGGUCUGUGGACUUCAGCGGCACGUUUUACGUCAACACCGACCGGGACGAUGACUACGCCGGCUUCGUCUUCGGCUACCAGUCCAGCAGCCGUUUCUACGUGGUGAUGUGGAAGCAGGUCACGCAGACCUACUGGGAGGACCAGCCCACCCGCGCCUACGGCUACUCCGGCGUGUCCCUCAAGGUGGUGAACUCCACCACGGGGACCGGCGAGCACCUGCGGAACGCUCUGUGGCACACCGGGAACACUGAGGGUCAGGUGCGUACGUUAUGGCAUGACCCCAAGAACAUCGGCUGGAAAGACUACACCGCGUACAGGUGGCAUCUGACCCACAGACCCAAGACAGGCUACAUAAGAGUCUUAGUGCAUGAAGGAAAGCAGGUCAUGGCAGACUCAGGACCCAUGUACGACCAAACCUACGCUGGCGGGCGGCUGGGUCUGUUUGUCUUCUCUCAAGAAAUGGUCUAUUUUUCGGACCUCAAAUACGAGUGCAGAGAUGUGUGACAGGGCCUGCCGCACCUCCAGAGACGUACUGUAGACGCUGCGCCCUAGACCCCCAGCGCGCGGCUGCUUCCAGCUUCUCUCUCUUCAGCAGCGCUCCUGUCCUCGACCUUGACACUGAGGGUCGUGCACCAUCAUUGACCCCGAACCCGCGUGCCUUCAGAGGAUACGUGUUGAAGGAGAACGUGCAGCCCACUCCAGGAACACAGCGUGGUGAUGCGCGAGACUUUCUGUGCAGCGAAAACCGAGCAUGGCAUUACAUCGUUUUUUCCUUGUUUGUUUAAAAAGAACGACGUUUACAUAUAAAAUGUAAUUACUUAUUGUAUUUAUGUGUAUAUGGAGUUGAAGGGAAUAUUGUGCGCAAGCCAUUAUCAUAAAUUAAGCAGGAAAAAUAUUGCUAUGUGACUUUCAAUGUUUAAAGCCAUUUCCAUUCCAGUAGCAGGCAGUCCCGUCCGGUUGACCCCAGAGACGGGUCUGCCGGAGUAUGGUGAGCCGUGGGGGCAGAGAGGUCGGGAGACCUGUCACACACUGGGGAGCCAGCUGCCUAAUCGGCACAUUAGCAGUAAGGAGAACGAAUGAAUGCCCCUUCCCCCACACCCCUGCCCACAGCGGAAGCCCGUGUACUUGGCAGAGAGGGGCAGGUGUAUCUGAGAGGGGACAUCCGGGAAAGCAGCACGAGCACAGGUCCCAGUGGGGGUCCGGCAGAGCCUCCCACCCAACGGGCUUGAGAGACCUCCUGGCUGGCUGUCCCCUGACUCUGCUCUCUCGUUGCCAGAAUUCCUGCUCAGCCCCCUUGCCCAUCUCCGCUGCUGGAGAACAGACCAGCAGAUGGACGCCUCCGCCAGGACACCUUAGCCUCUCAAUCCUGUUCUAGACUUUGAAACCCGGCCAAAGCGGCUUACCGAAUCUGGCAACACUUUCCACUAAGGUUCCCAUUACAGAUGUUUCCUUAAUAUUUAUUAAAAGACUGUCAGUGCA
This is a messenger RNA of Lutra lutra (Eurasian river otter), 4817 nucleotides long. It is a transcript of the gene THBS2, whose product is annotated as thrombospondin 2. The transcript has 22 exons. Gene Ontology annotation, cellular component: extracellular region. Gene Ontology annotation, biological process: negative regulation of angiogenesis; cell adhesion. The record is from RefSeq and is a predicted model, not a curated record. Lineage: Eukaryota; Metazoa; Chordata; Mammalia; Carnivora; Mustelidae. The coding region runs from base 324 to 3842 and encodes 1172 amino acids. Gene Ontology annotation, molecular function: protein binding; calcium ion binding.